AUUCCCACGACCGCAAUUCGUAAAAAGGGCAGGCGCGAUCGCAGUCUUGGCACCCUCAUAGCAAACAACAAGACCUGGCGCACCCCGCCACUCACAAACACUCCCCCUUUCAGUUCUACUGCGACCUUCAAUCUCUUCCUCCAGUUGCGGCACUCUCCUCUUCUUAUUGUUUCGUCACCCUACCCGGAGUCCUGUCUCCAUUUCACUCCUUAGGCUCCCCAGUAUCUUUCUUCGGCCGCGCCCACCUUCAUUCCUCAGACCAUAAGCCACAAAGUUUCCGCUCACUGUACACCGCCGGACCUUUCAGUUGCGUGCGUGGACCGGUCUUUUGCCAUUCACUAUCAACCCCAGUUACCUUGGCGUGUUGGUAAGCACCCAAGGCAGGAACCAUGAAAUACCUCUCUGUGGCCCUCGCCACGGCCGCUGCGACGGCCCUGGCGAAGCCCCAUGGACAUGCGCAUGCGCACCGCCAUGCAGCCGUUGCUAAGCGCGCGGCUACGGCAGUCUACAUUCCUGGCCCCGUCGAAACGGUCGUUGUUUACGAGCUCAACGGUCACUCAAUCAGCGAAGAGGAUGUGCGCAACGGAAUCGCGAAUGGUACCCUCACCUGGGGUGAGGACGGCACUCUCUCAUCGUCUGCCGCUGUCACACCAACAUCAGCCCCACCGGCGAAAUCCCAGCCUGUGGACAUCAGCAAUGUUGCGCAGGACCCUGAGCCCGUCGAACAGUCGGAACCGGAACUUCCUGCCUCAACCUCAGAACCUACGGAGCAGCCAGCUGAAUACAACGAGGCGCCCGACCCGUCGUCAUACCGUCCAGUUGGCGAGGAUGGCAGCUGUUCCGACUGCGACAAGCCGUUCCCCAACCGCAAAUUCAAAUGCAGCGAGUUUCCUGCUGGUUACGGCGCGUUCCAUCUCGGCAACGAAGGCCUUGGUGGCUGGUCUGGUAUCCAAGCUCCUGCGAAGCGCGAUGUGGCUGGCUACCACGAUAUCAUGACUGUCCCAACAGGUUCCUGCCCCGAUGGCGGAUGUUGCUCGCCCGGUCGAUUCUGCUCUUACGCUUGUCCGAACCCUUAUCUCAAGAUGUCGUUCCCGAAGAUGCAGGGCGCAAAGAAAGAGUCGGUCGGUGGGCUCUUCUGCAACAGCGAUGGCAUGCUAGAGAUGGCUGAUGGCUCCCUCUCCAAGACUCUUUGCGGCAGGGGCUCUAGUCGUGUCAGAGUCAUGAUUCAGAGCAAGCUUUCCAAGCCAGUCUCCCUUUGUCGGACUGAUUACCCUGGAACUGAGAGUGAGACUCUCCCUCUUAUCGUCAAUCCUGGAGAGACCAAAGAGCUUGCCAAUCCGGAUCAGAAGUCGUACUAUUUCUGGGACAACAAGCCUACGUCUGCCCAGUAUUAUGUCAACAACCAGGGUGUAUCAGAGGCUCAAGCUUGCACGUGGGGCAAUGGCCAAGGUGACACAGGCAAUUGGGCUCCUGUGAACAUCGGGACUUCUUUCGACGACAUUCUUUCGAAUAUGGGCUACACUGGCCUUAUGCAAAAUAAGCCAACCAACCCUGGCGCGAAGCUCAACUUUGUGAUUCGAUUCACGGGUGACGGUGUCAGCAACCCUUGUUCCUACAAGAACGGGCAGUACUACAAUUCGUACGGCGGGGGCAAUCCCGAUGGCUGCACAGCAAGCGUUGCGGACGGUAAAACACUCACGAUCGUGUUCAGCAAUAACUAGCCGCGGCUCGAAUCGUAGCGUUUCUGGGCGAUUUCCUUUCUACAGUGUUUCUUUC
Molecule: messenger RNA, 1776 nt
Organism: Paraphaeosphaeria sporulosa
Lineage: Eukaryota; Fungi; Ascomycota; Dothideomycetes; Pleosporales; Didymosphaeriaceae
Product: SUN-domain-containing protein
Exons: 4
Coding region: 390-1721 (443 amino acids)
Biological process (GO): fungal-type cell wall organization
Cellular component (GO): cell surface; fungal-type cell wall
Source: RefSeq, a predicted model, not a curated record